UAAAAAUUUUUAAAAAAAGAAAUUGAGGUCUUUAAUCAAAGUGAAUAUUUUCGAGUAUUCAUAUGUUUAGAAUGUUGAUCAACAAAAAAAGUCAUUAAUUGAUUUUAUAUUUCUUAUCAUCAUCAAUAAAAACGAUAUACAGAGAGAAUACAUGCCCAAAUAUACAUUUACAACAUAUAUAUAAUCCUAAAAGAAGUGGUUGAAGAGGGAAAGUGUUUACCAGAUGUUUUAUCAAAUACCAGUACAAACUCAAAAAAUUGACAAAAAUGAAUAUUUUUAUAGGAUACAGACCCCCUGAAUUGAUUGAAACAGUAAUAGCUAAUGCUUACUGUGUGCCAACCAGUAUUGUAAUAUUUUACAUAUGUUAAAUCUAUUUAAUUCUCAUACUAACCCUUUAAUAUAUAUUAUUACUAUCUCCCCAUUGUAGAUAAGAAAUCUGAGACCCCAAAAAGUUAAGUAAUUUUCCCAAGUUCACACAGCCGAUAACUGGAACCACUGGGAUUUCAGCCUAGAACGUCUAGCCCUAUAAACUGUCCAUGUAAUGUGCACACUACAUUAUAUCUCCAAUGUAGAAUACAAUGAUUAUUAUCAUACAGAAGCAGAUAGCUAAAAUGGUUUUAUUGCUCAGUGAUGGAAGUCAUCAAAUCAAACGUGUAUCAUAAGGCAAUUUGUGCUUAUGUAUUUUAUUAAAGCAAUUAUUAGUGGUAUGUACUUUUAAUUCAAGGGAACUCAUAACUUAUGAUAAUAAAACAACUCUUAAAAAUCUUCAGAUAAGUACUCCCUCCAGGACAUAGGGUUUAAAUAGUGACCUCUGAGAUAACAAACGAAAUUAACUGUCAUUGACACAGGUAUUUGAAUUACCUAUUGUGGUAUCAAACAAAGGCACUUUAGGACUGAAAACAAUAUAAAUCUUAGGAUGCUCAACUUUCUGUUUAGGGCAUUGGAGACUAAACAUCUUCUCUUUCACAGAGAACUGUUUUGACCUUGAAUAUCAAAGAUAACUAUUAGAGAUAACAUUUAAAUGACGUCUUCUCAGAGCAAAUUUAUUUCAAAAACAAUAUGCGUACUAUUAACAGCAGGAUUAUUUUAUAGAGUUAACUCAUGCUAUAAUUCUAAUGUUGAAAUCCAUAUUACGUAAUAGCAAAUUUUAUUUGUAAUAUAUUCCCUAACUAGACAAAAAAAUUCUGAAAAUGCUUUUUCUCAUUUCCCCGUCCUAUAGCUUUCCUUCAUAUUGGAUAAUUUUUGCAUCUAUUAAGUUGCUCCUGGUGAAAUGUCAGUAUAUGGUCUAAUUCUCCAGCUGUUUUAUUUACAGGCUUUUUCCAUGGCACUUUACUGAAGUCAAUUGGAUAUAGUAUAGAUGGUUUAGAAAACCUUUCUUGGUGAUCUGGGUUUUCAGGUAACAUUGGGAGAUUUUGUUCAAUUCUUAUUCGGAAUUAAUGGUUCUUUUCAUAAUGUAUCUCUUGGAUCAAGACCUAUUUGCAGGUUGAUUUAAAGUCAGAACAAGUAGUAAGAAUUUCUGACAAGUUCCAUCUCCUUACCUAAAGUCACAUGGUCAAGAAGGAGGAGUCGUGUCAAGAAUCAGUAUCUUAGCACACUUUGGGAAAAGCAGAAUUCACAGUGACAUUGCAGGGGAAACAUGAGAGAGCUGCAGCCCUGGAGAGCAAAUGCCUAACAGGAUCUAUUUUCCACAGCGUCGGCUCCACACUGGCCAAGAAGCAGAACAUCAAGGGAACUCUCUGGAUCACGGUAAUGUUAAUCUUUAAUAUCACUUGGAAAAUAGCAUGCCUGGGUUGGUAAAACAACUUGUGGGAAGUGAAAAAAAAAAGGGAACUUAGAUUUAUACAGACUGAUUUUUCUGCUUUUUUUUCAGAAUUCUUAGAAUAAAUAAAUAUUGUAAAUCUCUGCAGAGACAUUCCCGUAUCUAUGCUAUGAGGGAAAGGUUAAUUUAUUCUCUAUUAUAAGAGGAGGACAUGAAGCUAUGUCUCAAUUUGUGAUUUCAGACAUUUUGAUCCAGCAGAAAUAAAAGAAGGAAAUGUAGACUAAAUUGAAAAUGCAGAACUGAAAUAUAAUAUUUUAUUCAUGAAGACUGUGAAGCUAGAAAGGAGUCACAUUUUUUUGAUCCCUUUCUAAAUCUCAUAAAAUACAUUAAAAAUCACUUGAAGAUUUCCUAUGUCAGGAUUUUGUAGACACAAGGAUUUUUUUCCCUUCCUGAAUUAAUCUUUGGAGGCUACAGUGAUAAUGGAAAUAGGUAAGGAAUUAACAGCGUGAUAUUGACUUUAAUAUUAAAAGAAGUUUCUUUUUUUCAUAUAAUUUUAACUGAAGCUCUGUCUUUUUUAGAAGUUAGACACAAUUACACACACCAACAUGUCCAUCAAAAUAGUAUUACUUAUUCAUCUUUCUGGUGAGACAUUAUGGAACUCUAAUGGUGCGUGACAAAUUGCAAUACAUUUCAGAGAGUUAUUUUUUUUUCUUCCUAUUCAAUUUGGCCAAUGGCAGAACCCAGGCUCAAAUCAUGAUUCUUGAAAAGCUAAUUCUGAGGAAAUCACCAAAUGACUCUGUCAAAACAACUAUCUCAAACAGUAUAUUCAGUUACUCUUCUAAAAGAGUCCACUUUUGAAUCAUGGCUGCAGUUUGAAGUUAUUUCCUCCCAAUAUUCAGGAAACACAAUUUAAAGUAGAAUAACAAGCAAAAAUCACAACUUUUUGAACUCUACAGAAGAGAGAGGCACCAGGGAGAUAUUUAACUGUUAUUUUUUUAUCAUGUAUUUUCCCUUAAUUAUUUUUUAAUGGAAGCUUUCUGGUUGUUAUUUUGGCUUCAGGUGGUAAGAAAUUAUGUUUUCAUACUCAGUGAUAGGAAACUCUGGAGGUGGACUAUUGAUAAUCUGUUCAAUUGUUAAAACAUUUGGCAGCUCUGAUAUGCUCACGCAUCUCUAGAGGAACUCUUCCCUACCACACUACUGAAUAAUGCUAAGUUUAUUAUCCCUUUCAACAGAAAGUAAUGUUUUAAAUUAUUUUUCACCAAACUGAAUAAAUCUGUUAUUGUUACUAUACAGAUUAAACCACAAUCUUUUCUUGCAUCUGCCAUCAUCUAUCAUCCCAUUCAGGUAACUUCACAAAAUACCAGCCUAAGUUUUUAAUGGAAAAAAAUACUAACAAACAACUUUAAGUGAUUUUUCACCAUUAUUCAUAGCGUGACAACUCUUCUUUUAUCCAAACAUUAUGUAUACAUAUGGGAGAUUAUAUAUAUAUUGUGGGAAUGCUUUAGGUAUUAUGGAUAGAGUGAAGAGGAAUAAACAUCUCAUCUGCUUUCUUAAAGUCUGUAGACUACUUUGGGGAGGGGCAUGUUAAACAUUUACUUACAUAGUACAUGAUUAUAAUUUCUUCUUAUAUUAAUGUGGUAACUAAUAAUUUUUGAGAUGUGCUAUGUUCCAAGCAUUGUUCUAAGCACCUUACAUUUAUUACUCAUUUAAUCUUCACACCAACCCUAAGCAAUGUUAUUGUCCCCAUUUUUACAGAUGGGAAACAGCCCAAAAGUGUUCUGUAACUUGUCUAGGAUCACACAGCUAAAUAACUUGCAGAGACAUGAACAAAAGCUCUCUGCUUGUGCUCUUAGACUCCACACUAUACUGGCCCUCUAUAGCUCUCUGUAUGCAUCACAUAAGACAUCAAACAAAAACAGAUUAUGAGUUCAGGGAAUCCCUCUUUAAGCAAGAAACAUUUAAGAGGUGAUUAAAAGAAUGAGCAGGUGUUGCAGAAUGAGUAGGAGUUGCUGAAUGAGUAGGAGUCCCAAAAAGGAGAGCAAGGUUUCCAAAGGGGUUUAGAUGAGAAUGAGUUUGACAUGUCAAACUAGGAGAAAGCCUAGUAGUCAAUACGUGUAAAGUGAUUUGUGAGAUGAGAAUGAGGCCUCGUGCAGGUCCAUUUGGGACAUCUUAAAGCAUUAGAAUACUUCUUAAAUGUAAUGGAAACAAAUGACAAGUUUCAAGCACAUGAAUAAUGUGAUUGUAUUAAUUUUAUAACAAUGUAAAGGCAUAAGACUAGAUGUAAAGAGAGAAGACUACUGCUAGAAUCUAGAAAAGAGAUGAUAGUGGUUUGGAUUAGGCUAGUGAUGAUGGAAAUUAUUUAAAAGCGAGAGAAUGGUUAAAAUGUAUCUUUGCACUCAAAUUUACCAGUUUUAGUUAUAAGUUAGGUGUUGGGGAUAAAAGAGAUAAAGGUGCCAAGGAUAAAUGCCAGAUAUCCUACACAUAACAAACUGGGAGACCAAAGGUGCUAUUCACUAAGAUAUGGAAAAAGAGGAACACUCUUUUUCUCAUUCUGAUAUUAGCCAAAUAAUUAUAUUUUUUAGGUGAAUUCACUGACCAAGUACAAGAAUAGUUCACUACAUCAAGCCAGCGAGCUUUACAGAGAAUCAUAGAGUCACAUCAUUUUAGAAUCUGACCUAUUCCUAACUGCCAAAUUUACAGGUGAUAAAAUUCAGACCUUAAGUUAAAGAGUGAACUCCCCAAGGUCACUUAGAUAAAAAUAUAAUAAUAAACUCAUACCAUAAAGGAAUCUACAACAAAUAUCAGAUUACUUGGCUGUAUUUUUUACUUUUAUUCAUUGUUUUUUUAAUUAUUAACACAAAUUCUCUUCUUUUGUUUAGUUCUGCAUUUCAUCAAAUUAAUUAGAAAGUCUGUGUUGACAAAUUUCUCCUCCUCCUCCUCCUUCUGCUCCUCCUCCAUAUCUUCAUCCUCAUCCUCCUUCCCCUCCUUUCCUCCUACUCUUAUCACUCUAGGAUUUGGGCAUUGAAGGACUAUGGACCAAAGCAAUUAUACUUCUCUACAUGGUUUUAUUCUGCUUGGCUUCUCUGACCAUCCCAAACUGGAGGUAGUCCUGUCAGGAGUUGUCACCAUCUUCUACCUAAUUACAUUGGUGGGUAACACAGCCAUCAUUCUUGCAUCUCUCCUGGAUUCCCAUCUCCACACACCAAUGUACUUUUUCCUCAGGAAUUUAUCUCUCCUGGAUCUAUGUUUCACAACCAGCAUCAUCCCUCAGAUGAUGGUUAACUUGUGGGGACCUGAUAAGACCAUCAGCUAUGUGGGCUGUGUCAUUCAACUCUAUGUUUAUAUGUGGUUGGGCUCCAUUGAGUGUCUUCUCCUGGCUCUUAUGUCCUAUGAUCGUUUUACAGCUAUUUGUAAGCCUUUGCAUUAUUUGAUAAUCAUGAACCCACAUCUGUGUCUCAAGAUGAUUCUCAUGGUCUGGAGUAUUAGUUUGGCCAACUCUGUAGUAUUAUGUACACUCACCCUGAAUCUGCCUAGAUGUGGAAACAAACUUCUGGAUCACUUCUUGUGUGAGUUGCCAGCUAUGGUCAAGAUAGCUUGCAUAGACACCACAACAGUGGAAAUGUCUGUCUUUGCUUUAGGCAUUGUCAUUGUCCUUACACCCCUCAGCCUUAUUCUUAUAUCCUAUGGCUACAUUGCCAAAGCUGUGCUGAGAAUGAAGUCAAAAGCAGGACAACGAAAAGCAAUUAAUACCUGUGGUUCUCAUCUCACUGUGGUGUCCAUCUUCUAUGGAACUAUUAUUUACAUGUACCUGCAACCAGGUAACAGUGCCUCCAAAGACCAGGGCAAGUUCCUCACCCUCUUUUACACCAUCGUCACGCCAAGUCUCAACCCUCUCAUUUACACCUUAAGGAAUAAGGACAUGAAGGAUGCACUGAAGAAGAUGGUAAGGUUGACCAUGAAACUACAAAAUCAAAGGGGAACUUGAAGUCAUAUAAAAAUAUUCAAGUGGAUAAGGCAAUGAAAUAUGUUUUAUAGUUUGAUAAGACAGUGACAUAGGUUAUCCAGUUGUCUUUCAUUUUUAUUAAGGCAAGUAAUUCUUAGAUCAUAGAAAUCAAUUGAUAUAAUAAUUCUUGUAAACAAACAUUUUGUGGAUGCAAACAACAUUAUAACCAUAAUACUUAGCUCUGCUAUGCUUCUAAUCAUUGCAUAUCUUCAGGGAAAACAGAUUACAGGACUUCUUAUUUUUACAUGUAAUAUAACACAAAGGGGAUGUAAACAUAAACUUGAAUGCAUUUCAUUUAUUCUAAGCCCCAUAAAAACUGUUUUGGUUAUCUAGCGUUGUAUUUUCAAUGCUAAUGCUUGGAUCGUCAGAAAUAUAGACCCGAAUGAAUGGUUUCAAAUAUAUUAUAGCUUAUAUAUUAAAUAAUAAUAUACAAACAAUGAUUUUAUACACUAAAUCUCUUGUGAUGCCGUUCCAACAUUUCUGCAUGUUUGGUGCAGACAAUGCAAUCUAUAAGACAGUAAUUGUCAUAAGUACCACCUGAAACAAUUCACUCUUUGUUCAAUAAAAUUUCGUAUCAAUGUAAAAGGUAUUCGUUAUUUAAGUCUAUUACUUCUUUAUCAUGGUGCAGGGGAGUGAGAAGGCACAAGUUAAAGGGUUUUAAAGGUGACAAUGCAGUCUUCUUUACUUAUUCAUUCAUGAAACAUUUAUUCUAUGAUUGUCUCAUCUCAGUGGAGGGAGAAUAUGACUAGUUUGAGAUUAGUUAGGCUUUUGAUAUAGAUCUAUGGAAUCAUGGAAUUUACAAGAAUUUUUAGAAAUGCAGAUUUGUGAAUUUUUAUGUAGUGGAAUUUCAUAAAAUGAAUAAAUUUUUUUAUUUCCAUUUAUCAUGAUAUAGUAUUUAUAUUUUAUGGGAAAAUAGGAUGACUUUUGUAUUAAACUUUGAUAUUUUCUAUAAUCCCAUACCUUUCUCUAAAAGACUUCAUUAUUUCAAAUUGUAAUCAAUCUAGAUGUAUAAUAAUUUCUCCUCUAUCAUUUCAUAAUUCUUGAAACGUGAAGAGGAAUGGCCACUGGAUAAUUUUUACUUUCCCAGUCAGAACAAUACAGUAAUGACUCACAUAAAAUAUAUUUUAUAUGAUACAGGAUAUCGUCAAUAUCCUUAUUGUCCACAUAAUACCUCUUUUACAAUUGCCUUCAGGAACAGCUCACCAGCCUACAAACAAUGUCCACAGAGAGAACAUAAAUUCUGUGGUUCUGAUGUACAUAGUCUAGCCACUCCACCCUUAUAUUUGAAAAGUUUGUUCUUACACUUGGCAAGAAUCUAUAACUAAUAACAUUAGAAGAUAUAUAAAGUUAUUUGCUAACUUCAAUAAUAAGUACACCAAAAAUACAAUAGCAAUAGACUUUUGGGAGAACAUUACAUUUUAUACCUAUAAUUGUUUGUUUUCCUGUAUAACUCUAGUUUUAUUUUUUCUUUGGUUUAAAUCUCCUUUACAUUAGGGUCACAAAUUAAACAAACAUUUUAAAUACUUAAUCUCCCUUUUGUUUCUCCAAAAUAAAUGUAUAUACUCAGACCAUUAUAUUAAAUUAUAGUAAGUCUUUAAAAUACCUUGAAUUUCUAUAAGCUAAUCAGUACUUCUAUAAGCUUGUCAGCCUAACCUCAGAAUUGUGGAAUAAUAUGUGACUUGAAAAGGUAAGUGAUAAGUAAUAAUAAUAAAAAUUAAAUCUAAUUUUCUCAUUAAAGAGAGGUUGCUUUUCUGACCAAAGUCUCACACUAACAUUCAUGAGAAUUUACUGCUCAUGCUCUAGCUCAUCUAAGACAGGGUCAAUAUUCAUGAAUAUAUAUAAAAUGGUUAAAGGAGAAAAAAAGUAAGAAAGAAACAUUAGACUAGGACUCAGAGGACCAGAAUUUGAAUCUCAAAUUUACCUAUAGGAAACAAUCACUUAAUAUUUCUAAACCUGUGUUAUCUCAAAUUUAAAAUGGAUUAUUAAAAUGAAGUCCCUAUUAGAUUUCUCAAAAAAUUAAAAAUAGAAAUACCAUAUGGCCCAGCCAUCCCACUACUGAGUAUU
Molecule: messenger RNA, 7826 nt
Organism: Equus caballus (horse)
Lineage: Eukaryota; Metazoa; Chordata; Mammalia; Perissodactyla; Equidae
Source: RefSeq, a predicted model, not a curated record